GGAACGAGCGACGAUGACGCGCACGGACGGGCAUGGCAACAUGGCGCCUGUGUGGUUAAGGGUUGGGCCUGUUUAUAGUUUAAUAUCUGUUAAAACAAGAACUUGUUAUGCAGUUUUUAAUGUUGCAAAUAGAUAAUGCAAUCAUUUAGAAUGUUUAACGUGUAAAACGUGCCCUCGUUUGUAAAUUGAGGCAGAUUUUGGAGUCGGGCAAAGCCUGGGCCACUAUUCCAGUGCCGGACACUUGGGACCAAUUCAUUGUUUUUGUGGCUGGCGGGCACCAGGAGGGAGCGAAAAGACAACUUUACAGCAAACUGAAAACCAGCAAGACUUCAGCACAGUGUUUUCAUUGAUAAAGGCUUGACGUGGUCUCAAGCAGCGAGGCUGCCACCAUGAAUCGGCUGAUAACAUUCACACACGCACAGGAGAAGGCAGACCGCUGGCUGAGCAGAGAGAGAGAUGAGAGAAAGGCUGGGAAUGUAGAGGGGAGCGGGCUGAGUGGAGAGGAGGCGAAAUGCUUCUACGAGACUCUGCUGCAGACUGCAGAGGAGAAGGGGGGAGGGCCCAGUAGCUGCAGCUCCACCCAGAGGAAAGCCAGGCUGGUCAAGAGAAAGAGGAGAGAGGAACCCAGGCAGCACUCGAGCACAACCAACACAUCGCGCCCUACUGGGGGGCAGGCCGCAGACCGAAACGGGCACCAGAUGCUCAAGUGUGCUCAGAAUGGGGACUUGAAGUGCCUGAGUGGGUUAGUGGAGAAACAGGGCUGUGAUGUAAACUUCUGGGACAGUUAUUACUGGACUGCCAUGAUGUGUGCCGCCUAUGCUGGGCACUGCCAGGUGGUGCAGUACCUUCUCCAGCAGGGGGCAGCCUGGGUGGGUGUGGUUGAGACACAGGGGCGCGAUGCCAUGGACCUGGCAGAGGAAGCAGGGCACACCGAGGUAGUGAGAGCGCUGCAGGACUUCAGAGCGAUAUCGGAGGAGCAGACAGCAAACCACAGGCGUUCAGCCACAGUGAAGCGGUGGUGUGCUGUGUGUCGGAUGGAGUACAGCGAGGACAGUGUGGAGCAGCACGAGAGGUCAACUGUGCAUUUGUUCAGCCAGGGCAGCACACCCGCGCCCACCUACUACUGCCUGCCAGAGAACAACGUGGGCUUCCGACUAAUGGUGCGAGAAGGCUGGGACCCCGAAUCCGGGCUGGGGCCUGCCGGGAAGGGCCGCAAGUUCCCAGUGAAGACGGUCCUGAAGCGUGAUCAGAAGGGGCUGGGCUUCCAGACCAACCUGAAAGCCAAGGUGACUCACUUCAGCGCUCGAGACACGCAGGCUGUGGAGAGAGCCCCCGGAGGCAAGGCAGGGCGCACAGAGAGGGUGGCCACGGUCAGCAAGAAGGAGGAGAGGAGGAGAGAGGAGAGAGAGAAAGACUGGGAGAGAGACCUCCGCACCUACAUGAAUCUGUGAACUGAAUCCAGGCUGGUGUGCAUCUGAAACAAAUGCACUGACUGAAUUUUUAUAUUGAAAGGCACAAGGUGCGCAAAAAUGACAUUUGUACAUUUAUACUGGGGAUAUGUAUAGAGGUGGGUAGGAUUUCUUUAUUUCUCGACUUCACACAAUACCUUGUGUCGUGAUUUUUCUUAUGAAUACUUGAAACUUGUGCAGAACAGAAUGUACAAAUCUAUUUUUCAUCCUUAACCCAAUAAAAAAAAAAAAAAAAAA
Molecule: messenger RNA, 1706 nt
Organism: Polyodon spathula (Mississippi paddlefish)
Lineage: Eukaryota; Metazoa; Chordata; Actinopteri; Acipenseriformes; Polyodontidae
Gene: gpank1
Product: G patch domain and ankyrin repeats 1
Exons: 4
Coding region: 390-1451 (353 amino acids)
Molecular function (GO): nucleic acid binding; protein binding
Source: RefSeq, a predicted model, not a curated record